UAGUGACAGAAAGAAGCAGUUGGACAUUUAUAAGCAUACAGUAAGUGUGUUUGAUUGCUAUAGUAUAUAACAUUUCAUAAAGUGGGAUCACGGAAAGACAAGAAUUUACAAAAUUUAGAAGAAGCUAUUUAAAAGUUUAUCUGAGACAGGCAAAGAAAAAGAGACAUCAGCUUGGAGACCGCACAACCUAACCAGGUCCAUCUGGUCACAUCUGGAAAUACAGUUCAGCCAUUCAGAUCUAAUCAAAUGUAUUGCAGUCUUUCUGACGCCUCCCUGACGGGAUCAGAUAAUGGGAACAAGACAAACCGUACAGAUGACAGCAUUGUGAGUAACACUAUCUCUGUCACUUUUGGGGCCCUCAUCCUCAGCAUUGUCUUCCUUCUGGGAGUUCCUGGCAACCUCUUCAUUAUAUGGAGCAUCCUAGCACGUGCCCGCAAACGCUCCGUCACCACCCUGCUCAUCCUCAACCUGGCUUGUGCAGACGGUUGUCUGAUGUGUCUGACGAUUUUCUUUAUAAUAUACCUAGCCAAGCAGAACUGGAUAUUUGGAAGUGUCAUGUGCAAGCUGCUUUUUUACUUGUGCAAUACAAACAUGUAUGCUUCUAUUAUGAUCAUUACGAUAAUGAGUCUACAGAGACUAGUGGCAGUGAUGUGGCCCACAUACUUGAAUGCCUGCACUCGUAGACGGACAGUAAUAGUUGUGCUUGGAGGCCUGUGGAUUGUCGUAUUUCUUUUGGCACUUCCUGCUUUGAUGUUCAGAGAAGAAAUUAAGAAUUACAAUGGGAAGAACCGCACUGUGUGCGCAACUCAUCACACGUGUCCACAGCAUGUGGUAUUUCAGUACACACUUGAGACAGUAGUGGGCUUUCUGGUGCCAUAUGUGAUCAUAGUCAGCAGUUAUGUGUGUAUCCUUCGCCGCCUCAGACAGACCAAGUUCAAGAGAAAGAUACGAAGUGAGAACCUCAUUCAAGCCAUUAUUGUGACGUUCUGCAUCUUUUGGCUUCCCUACCACUUUAUUAAUAUAGUGCAAGUGGUAGCAGCUCUUACACCAGAGGAAUACCCACUCAAAAUUGAACUGGAUAAAAUCUGGCAGUCCAGCCGUGCUGUAACGUCCGCUCUGGCGUUUAUCAGUAGCUGUGCCAAUCCUGUCCUCUACACGUUUGCUGGACGCUCCUACAUCAAAGCUGAUGGUCUGGCAUUCAUGGCCAGACUCUUUGAAGGCACUGCCCUGGACUAUGCUGCACGGAAAAGCCCUCAGAACACAGAUGACAUCAGGCUCUAAACCUCAUUGGAUCAGACACAUAAAAAAGAAUCUUGGACAAUAAAUUGUAUACUUUCAGCAGUUUGUAUGGUGACUGAUCCAGUAGGGAAUGAAAAAGGUCAACAACUACACCUAAAAAAAACAACACCACCAGCCUAAAGACCUAUAGUGUUUUUAUAUUGAUUAGCUGACUGAAAUCUAUUAUAAAUGUGCUAAUGUUUUUAUGCAGCUUUCAUUUUUAAAAUAAAGUUUGUCAAAUAUUUAUACAGAACUACCCCCAUCCCCAGAGACUGGAAUUAAGUUUCACAUUUUAUAGUCAUAUUGUGUAUUCACUUUUGGCAGUAAAGAGUCAUAUUCAGUAAUUAAACCGUUCUGGACAUCCUUGUUGGAAAUACCUAAAACAGUUAAAAAGCCAAUUCAAUAUGAAUAUGCAUAAAUUACUUAGUCACAUAGAAAAUAAUUUUAGCACCCAAUCUGUUUUUAUUUUUUAUUUUUUAUAUUUAUAUAUAUUUGACUUUUAAAGUUCCACAAUUAAUCAAAUUUAUUGCAGUGGUUUCAAAUCCUCACUGACAGUAUAUUGCUGGCAUCUUUCAGAGUAACAAGCAAACUAGGACAAACUAUACUACGGAAUACAGUUGUGUACUUUAAUCUUCUGUGCCCAUUGACUUAUAUCUCUAGUAAAAUAAGGACAUGGAAGGCACCUU
Messenger RNA from Carassius auratus (goldfish), 1964 nucleotides. RefSeq names its product leukotriene B4 receptor 1-like. Gene Ontology annotation, biological process: inflammatory response; complement receptor mediated signaling pathway; positive regulation of cytosolic calcium ion concentration. Lineage: Eukaryota; Metazoa; Chordata; Actinopteri; Cypriniformes; Cyprinidae. The transcript is spliced from 5 exons. The record is from RefSeq and is a predicted model, not a curated record. Bases 247 to 1281 code for a protein of 344 amino acids. Gene Ontology annotation, molecular function: complement receptor activity; leukotriene receptor activity. Gene Ontology annotation, cellular component: plasma membrane.